Molecule: messenger RNA, 5210 nt
Organism: Trichomycterus rosablanca
Lineage: Eukaryota; Metazoa; Chordata; Actinopteri; Siluriformes; Trichomycteridae
Product: Fc receptor-like protein 5
Exons: 20
Coding region: 1-3696 (1231 amino acids)
Biological process (GO): cell surface receptor signaling pathway
Cellular component (GO): plasma membrane
Molecular function (GO): transmembrane signaling receptor activity
Source: RefSeq, a predicted model, not a curated record
AUGGACGAGGUUGUUACUCUCACAUGUAACAUAGAGAAUGGAGGAGGUGUCCAGAACUGGAGGUACAGAUGGAAUAAAGAAGGUUCAGACCAAACUGUCAGUAAUGAUCACCAGUACAGUAUCUAUGUUGAAGUAGCUGAUGCGGGUAAAUACACCUGUACAGGAACAGAGACAGGAAGCUCACGUUCCUCACACCCCAGUGAUGCUGUUCUACUGACUGUAUCAGUAAAACCCAAACCAACUGUGAGAUUAGAACCUCAGAGUUUCAUCUACACUGGAGACACCGUUACUCUGACCUGUGAUCUGAAUCAGUCUACAGGAUGGACUUUCAUCUGGUACAGAAAUGAUCAGGAAGUAAAUUCUCAGAUCUCUGCAGAUAAAAUCACCACCAACAAACUCAGUGAGAAACUUUCUAAUACAGGAACAACAAAGUACAAAUGUAGAGCACAAAGAGAAAACAACUACCACAACAAAUACUACUACUACAACUACAACUCACUGCACAGUGAUCCAGUUACUGUUACAGUGGAAGGUGAAUCUUCUUCAGUUUCUCUGAUCAUCAGUCCCAGCAGAACUCAACACUUUACUGAUGAAUCUCUCUCACUGAGCUGUGUGGAUCAGAGUAAAUCUACUGAAUGGAGAGUGAGAAGAUACACUGAUGAUCGAGGAGUGUUAGACUGUUCAACAGUAUUGGGAACAUACAGAAGAUGCCACAUCAGCUCCCUCAACACAUCCCACACUGGAGUGUACUGGUGUGAAUCUGAAUCUGGAGGCAGCAGUAAUCCUGUCAACAUCACAGUGCAUGAUGGUGAUGUGAUUCUGGAGAGUCCUGUUCAUCCUGUGACUGAAGGAGAAUCUCUGACUCUACACUGUCUGUAUCGCAAAACUAAACCCUCAAACCUCCGAGCUGAUUUCUGUAAAGAUGGAUCAGUGGUGCAGAACCAGACCUCAGGAGAGAUGAUGAUCCAUCACGUCUUAAAGUCAGAUGAAGGUUUCUACCACUGUAAAUACAUAGAGGGAGGAGAAUCACCAAAGAGCUGGGUGAUCAUCAGAGUGUCAGAAGCUUCGUUAUCGGUGCUGAAGAUGAUCAGUAGUGCUGUGGCAGCCUCUCCGUAUCUGCUGUCCACCAUCAUCCUGGUGAAAUGUUACAGAGCUCGAGGAGAGAUUGUUACUCUCACAUGUAACAUAAAUAAUGGAGGAGGUGUCCAGAACUGGAGGUACAGCUGGAAUAAAGGAGGUUCAGACCAAACUGUCAGUAAUGAUCAGCAGUACAGAAUCAGUGAUGUUACAGAGAAUCAUGCAGGUAAAUACACCUGUACAGGAACAGAGACAGGAGGCUCACGUUCCUCACACCCCAGUGAUGCUGUUCUACUGACUGUAUCAGCAAAACCCAAACCAACUGUGAGAUUAGAACCUCAGAACUUCAUCUACACUGGAGACACCGUUACUCUGACCUGUGAUCUGAAUCAGUCUACAGGAUGGACUUUCUUCUGGUACAGAAAUGAUCAGUCAGUAAAUCCUCAGAUCUCUGCAGAUAAAAUCACCACCAACAAACUCAGUGAGAAACUUUAUUAUACAGGAACAACAAAGUACAAAUGUAGAGCACAAAGAGGAAACUACUACAGCUACUACUACUCACAGUACAGUGAUCCAGUUACUGUUACAGUAGAAGAGAGACCAAAAGCUGCUGUGAUCAUAAAUCCUGAUAAUCACGUGUUUAGAGGAGAGACUGUUACUCUCACAUGUAACAUAGUGAAUGGAGGAGGUGUCCAGAACUGGAGGUACAGCUGGAAUAAAGGAGGUUCAGACCAAACUGUCAGUAAUGAUCAGCAGUACAGAAUCAGUGAUGUUACAGAGAAUCAUGCAGGUAAAUACACCUGUACAGGAACAGAGACAGGAGGCUCACGUUCCUCACACCCCAGUGAUGCUGUUCUACUGACUGUAUCAGCAAAACCCAAACCAACUGUGAGAUUAGAACCUCAGAACUUCAUCUACACUGGAGACACCGUUACUCUGACCUGUGAUCUGAAUCAGUCUACAGGAUGGACUUUCCUCUGGUACAGAAAUGAUCAGUCAGUAAAUCCUCAGAUCUCUGUAGAUAAAAUCACCACCAACAAACUCCGUGAGAAACUUUCUAAUACAGGAACAACAAAGUACAAAUGUAGAGCACAAAGAGGAAACUACUACAGCUACUACUACUCACAGUACAGUGAUCCAGUUACUGUUACAGUAGAAGAGAGACCAAAACCCACUGUGACCAUAAAUCCUGAUAAUCACGUGUUUAUAGGAGAGAUUGUUACUCUCACAUGUAACAUAGAGAAUGGAGGAGGUGUCCAGAACUGGAGCAGUGUAGCUUUUAUCAGCAGAUUCUGGAUGGAAUUUAGAGAAACAAAACCCAAACCAACUGUGAGAUUAGAACCUCAGAACUUCAUCUACACUGGAGACACCGUUACUCUGACCUGUGAUCUGAAUCAGUCUACAGGAUGGACUUUCUUCUGGUACAGAAAUGAUCAGCCAGUAAAUCCUCAGAUCUCUGCAGAUAAAAUCACCACCAACAAACUCAGUGAGAAACUUUCUAAUACAGGAACAACAAAGUACAAAUGUAGAGCACAAAGAGGAAACUACUACUACAGCUACUACUACUCACAGUACAGUGAUCCAGUUACUGUUACAGUAGAAGAGAGACCAAAACCCACUGUGAUCAUAAAUCCUGAUAAUCAUGUGUUUAUAGGAGAGAGAGUUACUCUCACAUGUAACAUAGAGAAUAGAGGAGGUGUCCAGAACUGGAGGUACAGCUGGAAUAAAGAAGGUUCAGACCAAACUGUCAGUAAUGAUCAGCAGUACAGAAUCCAGUAUGUUACAGAGAAUCAUGCAGGUAAAUACACCUGUACAGGAACAGAGACAGGAGGCUCACGUUCCUCACACCCCAGUGAUGCUGUUCUACUGACUGUAUCAGGUGAAUCUUCUUCAGUUUCUCUGACCAUCAGUCCCAGCAGAACUCAACACUUUACUGAUGAAUCUCUCUCACUGAGCUGUGUGGAUCAGAGUAAAUCUACUGAAUGGAGAGUGAGAAGAUACACUGACGAUCAGGGAGUGUUAGACUGUUCAUCAGUAUCAGGAACAGUUGGAGAAUCUACAUGCAACAUCAGCUCCCUCAGCACAUCCCACACUGGAGUGUACUGGUGUGAAUCUGAAUCUGGAGGCAGCAGUAAUCCUGUCAACAUCACAGUGCAUGAUGGUGACGUGAUCCUGGAGAGUCCUGUUCAUCCUGUGACUGAAGGAGAAUCUCUGACUCUACACUGUUUAUAUCGCAAAACUAAACCCUCAAACCUCCGAGCUGAUUUCUAUAAAGAUGGAUUAGUCGUGCAGAACCAGACCUCAGGAGAGAUGAUGAUCCAUCAAGUCUCAAAGUCAGAUGAUGGUUUCUACCACUGUAAAUACCCCGAGAGAGGAGAAUCACCAAAAAGCUGGGUGAUCAUCAGAGUUUCAAAAUCUGUAGCCACUAUUAUAGGAGUUGCUGUAGGAUUAAGUUCAGCUUUGUUGCUGCUGGUACUGAUCUUACUUUGGCGCUACAAGAAGAACAAAGGUGCUGGUGAUAUUUAUGCAAAUACUCAUGUACUGACUAACCAGAGCAGAGGAAAGAUAAGUGUGGGUGCUGACACUGUGUAUUCAGAACUGAAGCAGAACACAGACUAAGGUCUGCAACACAUUCCAAAAAAGUUGGGACAGUAAAGCAUUUACCACUUUGUAAUGUUGCCAUUCCUUUUCACCACUUAAAAGAUGUUUUGGCACUGAGGAGACCAAGUGAUUUAGUGUUUCAGCUUUUAUUUUGUCUCGUUCUUCCUGCAAACACGUCUUAAGAUGUACAACAGUACGGGGUCAUUAUUUGUUUCAAAAUUCUCCACACAUUCUCUAUUGGGGACAGGUCAGGACUGCAGGCAGGCCAGUCCAGUACCCAUACCCUCUUCUUCCACAGCCACGCCUUUGUAAUGUGUGCAGCAGGUUGUUUUGCAUUAAUGCUGCAUCACAUACUGUAAGUGUAAAUGACCUUUGCCAAGGGCACCGACACCCCCAUACCAUGAUAGACCCUGACUUUUGGACUUGUUGCAGAUAGUCUGAAUGGUCCUUUUCAUCUUUGGUCUGGAGCACACGGCGUCCAUUUUUUUUCCACAAAAGACCUGGAAUGCUGAUUCAUCUGACCAAAAUGCAUGUUUACACAGUGUGAUGGUCCAUCCUAGAUGCCUCAGAGCCCAGAGAAGUUGACUCCACUUUUGGACAUGGUUAACAUAAGGCUUUUUUUCUGCACAAUAAAGUUUUAAGUGACAUUUGUGCAUGUAACUUAGUAUUGUAGAGCUUAAAAUAACCUUCAAGGCAAUACUGGUGUAGCGGAAUGCUGCUAAAGGAUGAUUUCAUGAAUUAUUUUACUUCAUCAUGAGCUCUUCAUUUAAGGGCCUGUUUAUCUUCAAGAUCUUUACAACCCCAAAAUGGAGUUUCUUCCCCCACAUUUACAAGCACUCUCAAGCAACAUAAAUUAUGUUAUGAAUUCGUUUUUCCUGGUCAGUUCUCCUUAAAUAUGCCAGUGGUGCCCCGUUUUUGAUUAUUAGCUAUUAAUUACAUAAUUAAAUAAUUAAUUGCUAACCUCUAUUUUUCACAAUACUGGUUAAGGCGAGAAAGCAAUGGAUAAUUUUAUUCUGAUUAGAGAAUAAUGCUUCUUUAAUACAGUCCAUUUGUAAAUGCCAUGUGUAUUGGAAUAUAACUGUAGUGACUGUCACCUCAUCCUCCAACCCGCUUAAAAAGCUUUUCUUUUUUUCUGCUCACUUGAGAUGUAAGGGUCACUCUCACCCACUUAAGAAACUUUUUUUUUACAUAUUGAUGCAGAUGUUACUUAUCAGAUGUUCUUCACUUAUUUUAGUGGUCAGGCCUUGUCUGGGCAGGCCGCCAUUUAAACUUAUUUUUGCAAAACUUGCUGAACUGAAUAUUCUAGGAAUGCAGUCAUUUAUAAUGUAUAUUUUACAGCUGAAGCUGAUGAGCAGAGACAUCAGAAUUACAUUACAUUAGAAUUAUAAUCUAACUUUUUAACAACAUUAAAUAACAGCUCAUCAUUAAAAAAAGGUGCACUUACUAAAUAUAACAACAUUUGUAUGCAAACUUUUCAAUUAUGAUUAUUUUCCAAAUCCUUUUAAUUAUUAAGAAAUAAACAAUUUCCAAUA